CUCCCCUCCAACCCGGAAGUUUUGAAUCUUUUAUUUCUGUGGGCUCCGAGUUUCAUCCCGCGGAGAUAAAAUCCUCCAGGUCGGCGGGGGAGAGUUUUGCCCGUUAAGAUCUCCGGGUUUGAGUCCGGCCUGCAGAACUGAUGUCCGGCUUCGACCUCGUCCCGGUGCACGGCGGGGAUCCGGUCCACCUGCCGCCGGGGGAGACGGUACUGGGCCGGGGUCCCUUACUGGGAAUCAGUGAUAAGCGAGUAUCCAGACACCACGGGCUGCUGGAGAACCUGGACGGACAGCUGCGCCUCAAACCCACCCACCUGAACCCGUGUUUCGUCCAGUCGUCCCUGACCGACGAGCCCCGCCCCCUGAUGAAGGACUGCUGGCACCGGCUGCAUCAUGGCGAGCUGUUCUCUCUGCUGCUGGGUCACUACAUCUACCGGGUGGAGGCGGUGGGCGGAGAGGAGCACACUUCCAGAAACGCUCAGAUGUUCGAGGAAGAGGAGAAUCCUUCAGAUGAUGGACGAGGGCAGGAACCACCAGCAGCUCUGUCAGACCAGACCGAGAGUCCCAGCAGGACUUUCAGACAAGACGUUCAGAAUGACGUCGCUGCCCCUCGGAGAAGGGUUUUACCUGCCUGGAUGAUGGCGGCUGUCGCUUCCUCCCCUCUGAAAGCUGUAAAAAGAAGUAAACAACCUGCAGCAUCUAAACUGGCUGCUACCACACAGGCCCCGCCCACUGCAACAUCCUCACCUGAGGGACCGGAGCUCAGUGAGGAGGAAGAUGAGAAGAAGAGGCCGAGGAAGAAGAUGAGAGAGAUGUGUGAUGAAGAAGAGAAAAAAGCUCAGAUUAAAGCAAAAGGCCCAGAAAAGCUUCUGGGAGGGGACCAGAAUAAAGCCAGCAGGCACGAGGUCAGCAGCCGGUCCAACAUCAACAUGGAGGCGCCAGCGGAUGGAAAAGGAGGCUCUUUGACCUGGAAGCCUGAUGUCAGCCAAUCAGACGAGGACAUAAAGUCAAGAAACACAGAAAACACCGAAGGAUCAGAGUCUGACAGGUCCACCGGGAGAUCUGCGUCCGUCCCUGCUCCGUCCAAACCCCAAGUCCGAACACCCUGUCCCUACGGGAAGGACUGCUACAGGAAAAACCCGCUUCAUUUCCAGGAGUGCAGUCACCCUGGUGACACCGACUAUGAGGAGGAGGAGGAGGAAGAGGAGGCGGACCGACCCGAGUGUCCAUACGGCACCAGCUGCUACAGGAAGAAUCCUCUUCACAGGAAGGAGUUCAGACACACGUCCAGACCAGCUCGAUCGACUCGAACCGUCACCAAAGCCGCUCCUGAUGAAGACGAAGACGAGUAUGAGGACAGCUUCAUCAACGACGACAGCGAGGACAUCUGCAAUGACUCCGACUACGUCCCUCCUGUCUCCGACGACAGCGACAAGGAGGACGUCCAACGGCUGCAGAGAGAAGCCAAGGCCUUUCUGAAGAGGAGCAAGUAGAGGGAGUAGCAGAAAGAUGGAGGAAGAUGAAAAUGGGGGAGGAGGAAGAUGGACUUUUUUCCUUUUUGUGUUUAUUUGAAAGUUUUUCUCUGAGCAGGUGGAGCGAAUCUCAAACACGAUUAUUAAGUUUGAGUUAAAUUUGACCAAAUCAGGGAUGAAGGGAUCAAAUCCAGAUUAAGAUGCCGAGGGGGAGUUUUCUGCCAUCUCUGCGGUAACGAUCACCAUGACAACAGAGUCUGUCAGGAAACAGGAGGUGUUUCAGGCUUCUGGUGUCUGAACUAAAUCGCUGGAAAUAUUCAAUUAUUUUCAAGAAACUGAAAAGUGUCUUUUCAUUUUAUCGUCUGUAAAUAUUUUCUACCUGAUUUUCUGGGAUUUCAGUAGAAAAAUAAACCUCUGCUGUCCUGUUUUUACUGCACAUUUCAGGUUCAUCUGUUAACUAAAACUCAGAUGUUUCUAACCUCGGAUUCUACAGAUUUGAUUCUUCACAGCUUCCUGUUAUUUUCCACAUUUUCUAUAAAUUAGUUUUUUUAACAGCAGUUUCACAUUUAGUCAUGUCCUUAUUCCUACAUUUAUUACCACAUUUCACAUCCAGCAGGCUGUCUUCUUUCUUCUUUUUAGUGGCUUUAAACAAUAAAUCUACCAAACAUUUUA
Molecule: messenger RNA, 2141 nt
Organism: Melanotaenia boesemani (Boeseman's rainbowfish)
Lineage: Eukaryota; Metazoa; Chordata; Actinopteri; Atheriniformes; Melanotaeniidae
Gene: aplf
Product: aprataxin and PNKP like factor
Exons: 11
Coding region: 141-1490 (449 amino acids)
Biological process (GO): double-strand break repair
Cellular component (GO): nucleus; site of double-strand break
Molecular function (GO): DNA-(apurinic or apyrimidinic site) endonuclease activity; 3'-5' exonuclease activity; protein binding
Source: RefSeq, a predicted model, not a curated record